AUGUAUCCAGUAUGGCCAGUUAUUGACAGCGAGAAGCUGAGUUGCGCUAUCGGUGCAAAUGAGAAUGACCACGAAGCGUAUGCGUUAGCUUUCGCAGUAUGCGCUGGAACGGGUGCACAAUUGCAACCAAAGUCGACCACGCAAGAAUGGAACACGUUCAACCUCUCCGGAGAAAUGAGUCCGAUUGCCCUGGCGGACAGAUUUGCUGCCGAGGCUGAAAGAUGUCGGUCCAGAUAUGACUAUCGUGAAAGCUCAACUAUCGAGUCUAUAUUGGUUCCUCUAUUUCUUCAUUUCUACUACGGAGCAAAGGAGAAGAGGCAGACGGCUUCUUUCCUAUUACGUGAAUCCGUGUCGCUGUGCCAGAUAAAUGGGAUGGAUAAAGAAGACACCUAUCGACAUUUAAACAUUUCAGAGGAAAGCUACAGACGACGUACCUUCUGGCUUUUAUAUGUGACCGAGAGGGGACAUGCAAUGCAGCAUGGAACGCCGAUAUGUCUCACGAAAUCCAUUUCUCUCCCCUCAAAUGACACACAGAGUUCGCAGGUGUUGGAGGCUUUCCACAGUCUGGUUCAACUAUUUGCUUCUGUUGACGGCGUACUGGUGGAUUCUGAUGCGGCUUCUCAGAAGCAUGAUAAUCGAUGCAGUAGAGAAAGACUUGUCCGAAUACAGCAUGAACUGCGACGAAACGACCAGUGGCCCAUGGAGUGGAAUGAAACCCAAAGGAGUGAUGUUUCAAUUACGCAGCAAUGGUUGAGGAUGCUGGUUUGGCAACUUUCUCUCAGCAAUGUCACGAUGUCAAGCGAGCCAGGGGACGAUAGUAUGUCCUUUGCUUACCCAGCUCAUGUGUCAAGAGAUGCACUGCGCUCUAUAUCAACCGUUUCCUUCGAUGCUUUAAUUGCACACGGCCCGGGAAUGCAAGUUAAAAUAUGCGACAUCACUAACACACUUCUUGACGUAAUUACAUGUGUGCAUUCGCUACCACCGGAUAUGUUCAUUCAAACGCGUCAAAUCCUUCACCAAUUUUGCUGCUAUCUUGCGAAGCUGAAUGGAAGCCAGGAGGGCUUGGUACAGAUCCGAAAGAGAUUGAUCGAGUCGAAUUUGAUGGUUGAGCCAGUUCUCGAGCUCCGAGAAAUAUCUGAAUUGCACUACGACGAGGAUGAACUUAUCAACGACAAGGAAAAUAUUUCUCACAAUGGAGAAAGCAGUCUGUACUAA
Penicillium manginii is the source of this 1215-nucleotide messenger RNA. RefSeq names its product fungal specific transcription factor domain-containing protein. Gene Ontology annotation, biological process: DNA-templated transcription. The transcript is spliced from 2 exons. Lineage: Eukaryota; Fungi; Ascomycota; Eurotiomycetes; Eurotiales; Aspergillaceae. Gene Ontology annotation, molecular function: zinc ion binding; DNA binding. Bases 1 to 1215 code for a protein of 404 amino acids. The record is from RefSeq and is a predicted model, not a curated record.